Symbiodinium sp. CCMP2592 is the source of this 3063-nucleotide messenger RNA. The record is from the annotation of a GenBank genome assembly. Lineage: Eukaryota; Dinophyceae; Suessiales; Symbiodiniaceae.
AUGGGCCGACCCUGGAUGUCCGGCGAUCCCACCGAUGACAAAGAGCGCGCCAAGCGCCUGGAGCUGUUGGCCGACCGGGCGCGGCGUUUCCGCGAGGAGCUUGGUCGACGCCUGGAGGGUGCUCAAAGGGAGGUCGCCGAGAUCGCGGAAGCGCCCCUCGGCGGCCUCGGGGUGGCCGCUGCGACUGUGGAGCUGAUCGAGGCCUCUGAUCCGCUGCUUGCUGGGGAAAAGCGAUUUCCCCACCAGCGGGAGCAUGCGGAGGCCCAGCACCAUCCGACCGCAUCUGAGACCAAACUCGACCCAGAAGCAGAGGCCACAGCUAGGCGUGGCCCAGUACGCGGCUCGAGCUGCAAUCCUGGUUCCAGUGCUUCCCCUGGAUGCUCUGGCUCGGUGCAGAUCUGCAUCGACUCCGCUCAGCUGGCAGCGGAAUUUGCGGAGAUGGUUCGAACGCGGCAGCACCUAGCGCUCAAAGUUCUCCUGUCGGAGGAAACCUUUCUAGUGCCAUGCUGCGCAGCGAGGGAUGGAGUUCUGGUGUUCAGCCAUAUGUCCUGGCAUCCGCUGCGAUCCCUGCGGUCAGCAAGACUGCAACUGCUAGCGGCUCAUAGCUCCGACUGUGUACAGACCAUGAAGGAGCCCUUUGCCUCACAUCUCGUAGUUCUGGCCACAGCUGAGCUGCCACAGCAGGUCCUGCAAUCCUUGGCGCACGCGCGCCUGGAGCUGCCCUUGCAGGCUUCUUCGGGGCCACAUGAAAGCCCUCGUUUUGUUGGAAGCAUCUCGGUGUCGCUGGCUUUGAGCUCGGAGGAAGUUAGGGCGCCGCCGAUGGACGGUGCUUUGGAGCCCAGUGGGGUUCACCUCAAGGUUUGGCUCGAAGAUCUGUGUUUGCGGCUGGCUUCUCUAAACGGCGUCUUUGUCGUCUUGAAGCUGGGGCCGGAGCAGGAAAUGGUCGUACAUGUGUCCCAGAACGACCAGAGAGCAGAAGGAGGGGACCUGGUAGGCCGCCUUGGCUUCAUGGCCGUAGCGGAGCACACAGCUUGGAGCUUCGACCUCGCUCGGAAGAUCCUCAUGGCAGGCCCAAAUCCAGAGAAGCUAUUCUUCCAAGUCUGGAGUGGGCAAGAGCUUCUGGGUCUUGCAGGCCUGGAAGUACCUCCUCUUGAUGAGGAUGCAAUGAAUGAGCUUGCGGAGCGCGGGCGUCCCUGUGUAGAGCUGCUGGCCGUGGAACUGCCGGUGCAAGCGACCUCCAACGGUGAGACGAUUGGAAGCCUUCGCACGAAGAUCUUGGCAGAGUUCACGUCGCAGAGGCGGGUGCAUUCUACAGUGGCUGCAGUGGCAAAGGAAGCGGAGAUACCGGAAGAGCAUCGGCAGGCUCCUGGCGAGCUUGCUGCUCAAGGCUGCAUUGAACUGUCGGCGCCACUGUCGGACAGAGAGGUUGCGACUUGGUUCAGGCACUUCUUUGCGCAUCACCUCGCGGAAUCUUUGCAUAUCUCCCCUGACCGGAUACGCGUCAUCAGAUUAGACGGCAGAACCUUGGUCUUCGAGAUCGCUCCCGGGCCAAGACAUGAAGCUCCUGCAAAGGAUGCCCUAGCCGAACUCGGGAGGCAGCUUGCCGUUCGAGAGGGGCCGGUCUGGCACACUGACCUGGCCAAGCUGCUGGCGGAGCCGAUGGAUGCGGAAGGCCCUCGAAGUGAACGGCCUCCGACGGAUUCCGGCGAAAGAGAAAGAGGUUUCAGCCAAAGGGGCACCGGCCCGGGCUGGGGUCCGAGAGCUGCUGCUGUGAGGGCAGAGCGGACGGAGCUGAUGGGAAACCUCCAGCAGAGGCUCUUCGAAGUGGUACAUGCGUCCGGUGUCGAAGUGAGCAAAGCAUUCACCGUUCUUGACACAAAUCGAGAUGGCCUUGUGGAGAUAACUGACAUGGUAGCUCUCCUGAGCCAUCUUGGACUUCCUUUGCCAGAGGAUCUCCUCCACUUGGCAGGGCAUCUCUCCAAAGACGAGGGGUGCCAGGUGGACCUGUUGGAGUUCUGCAGGCACUUCGCGGUCUGGCAGUCCGCGCGUCCUCCCCCUGCCCUCGCUCCAGCUCCAGCCCCUCCGCCCUCAGCUUGGGAAGCACUGCUUUUACCACAGGGUGCGCGAGCAGAAAGGUGUCUCUUGCUGCCGACCUACUUCCUCUAUGCACUGUUGGAUCCAGAAGCCACUGGACGUGUUUCACCUGAGACCUGGCUCUGCGUUGCGCAGAGAUGUCUGGGUUUUGGUGCCGACGCAGCGGCUGCCACGUACGGCUUCUGUGACCAACAUGGAAUAGGUGCAUUGACCUACCGAGACUUUCGCCGCUACGUGCACCGUGUGGAUGAGUUGCGUGCACAGCGCCUUCCGCCAGAGGCCUGCCUGCCGAUCUAUGUUUUUCGACAGGACGUUCGGGCAACCCUCGAGCUGGCAGACACGACCGUGACUGGUCCCACAGAGCCGGUAAACCGGCUUGCGGCCGUGGCGGCCUCUCUUCAGCGGCGAGGACGAGAGCUGGACCACGAGGUGAAUGUUUCCGGGCUUGAGGAGCUCUUGUCGGACCUACGACUAUCCCCGCAGCUGGCAGCACACAUGCUGGAGUGGCAGGAGUCUAUUGCGGCGGCAGUGUGGGCAUCUAGAGGCAAGAGUGCCCAGCCGUCGUUGACCUACCGCGGGUUUCUAUCUCUGUUGCGGCGUGCGCAUGCUCUUGUCCAGAGCCAUCUUGACGGCCUUCUGCGUGCCUGUCUCGUGGCCGGUGCGGACUUGCAAGUGGUGCUGAGCUUCGCGCUGGUGCGGCCCAACCAGGCCCUGUCAGCGGAAGAGCUCGCUGGUUCUCUGGCUGCGGCCGGAGUGGAUCUCGCCUCUGUGGAUCCUCAGGAUGUACUCCUGGCGCUGGACCCCCACUGCUGCAAGCAGAUCUACGCUCCAGACCUGAUCCAAUCAUUCGAGACAUUCCGUGCAAAAUUCGGAAGCAUGUUGAGCUCUAUAGCUGGACAGCUUGGCCGGCGUGGCUUGUCACCUGAUCAGCUCUUCCCUGCUGCAGUGCUCAGUCAGCGAGGUGGAUGA